This is a messenger RNA of Paramisgurnus dabryanus, 8104 nucleotides long. RefSeq lists its product as uncharacterized. Gene Ontology annotation, biological process: sarcomere organization. The record is from RefSeq and is a predicted model, not a curated record. Lineage: Eukaryota; Metazoa; Chordata; Actinopteri; Cypriniformes; Cobitidae. Gene Ontology annotation, molecular function: protein binding. Gene Ontology annotation, cellular component: M band.
GCGCGCACACACACACACACACACACACACACAGCUCAAAGGAUUUAUUACCUUGGACAACUUGGAGGCAGCAGUGAAAUAUCAGAAGAGGCCAGAGCACAAACUGAAAGAAGCAGAGGAACACAGAUCUGUGAACAGAAAGUCUUGAGCCAUUAGUCUGCAUCAAGAUGUGGAAAAAAGCGAAGAUUGCAGACCCGACUGCUGCCGGGCAGGGCGGACUGGAAAUUCUCCCUUCGAGACGAGGCAUCAAGCGGAGAUCCAAGGUUCCCGGUGUUAUGAUUACACAGUACAUCGAGGAACUACCUGAGGGGAAAAGUACUCCCGACUUUACUCGUAAGCCCAUCGCCUUAACCAUUCAAGAAGGAAAGCUAGCUGUUUUCAAAGCCAAAGUUGUUGGAGAUCCGACACCUGUUGUAACCUGGAAUAGAGCGAAAGGGGAAAUGAAGGACCCUCAAAGGUUUCAGUGUAAAUAUGACCCUGCAACUGGUGAACAUACUUUGGAGAUGCCCAAAGUUAGCAGUGAUCAGGCAGAUACGUAUAAAUGCUAUGCCACAAAUGAAUUUGGAAAAGCGGUGUGUACUGUUGUCCUAAAUAUCAUUGAAGUCGGAUUCAAGAAGGAUAGAGAAAUGAAGAAAGCUCAAGUGGUGGUUGAUGACCCAACAGAGUUUAGAAAAAGGCUGAAAAAAAGUGCUGGCAAAAAAGUGGAGAAGAAAGAUGGCGACAUUGAUGAAGCAGUAUGGGAAUUGUUGCUGAGCGCGGACAAGAAAGACUAUGAGCGUAUUUGUAUUCAGUAUGGUAUCACCGAUUACCGUGGUAUGCUGAGGAAAUUGGCUGAGAUGAAGAGGGAGAGGGCAGCGGAGCAAGCACAGUUCAUCAAACAUCUCAGUAAUCUGAAACCCAUUGAGGUGAAGGGUGAAAAUGCUGCAACUUUUGAACUGGAAAUGGAACUUAAAGACCCCAACAGUCGCAUUUUUCUUUACAAGGAUGGUGUUAUGAUUCCAUUCAGCAGAGACGCUGAAGGCAACAUAAAGCACUGUUUGAAGCAAGUGGGCAAAAAAUAUAUCUUCACUGUUAAAAACCUCAAUCCUGAGGAUGCUGGAAUUUAUCAAGUGGAUGUUGAGGGUAUCAAUGUCUUCUCGACAGACUUCAAGAUUCCUCCUGUGGACUUUGCAUUGAAGACUCAAGAAGUGAAGGCCGAGGAGAGAGAGGAUGCCAUCUUUGAAUGUGUCCUAACUCAUCCCAUGAAUCAGAUUGUUUGGACCUUGAAAAACCUCCCAAUUUCUAACAAUGAGAAAUAUGAGAUCACUGUUUCUGAGGAUAAACUGAUCCACAGGCUAAGAAUCGUUGAUUGUAUGCCUGUUGAUUCAGGAAUCUAUGCCGCUACAGCUGGAAUGAAGUCUUGCAGUGCUUGGCUGAUUGUGGAAGCUGACAAAGAUCCUGAAACAAAGGGCAAGAAGAAAGCCCGUAAGACCACUCAGGCAGGUGGUGGAGCUGAUUUGGAUAAGAUUGCUGCUGAGCAGGCCGAGCGGCACAAGAAGGAGAUGGCAGGGGCAUUGGAGGCCGCUAAGAAACUCCAGGCUGAACUUGAAGCGGUUGAAGCCGAAGCCCGAGCCACAGCAGCAGCUGAAGCCGAAGCUGCUAAAACAGCUGCACAGGCAGCAGCGACUGUGGCGACUGCCAUGGCUGCAGCUGCAGCUAAAGCUGCAGAGGACGCUUUUAAAGCAGCUAAAGCCAAAGGGAUGUCUGCAGCAGAUGCUAAAGCUGUGGCAGAUAAAGCAGCUUUGGCGGCAGCAGCUAAGGCCAAAGCACAAGCAGAGGAGGAAGCCAGGAAAAAGGCGGAGCUUAAGGCCCUUAAUGAUGGUCUAAGUGCUGAGCAGGCAGCUGCAGUUGGGGCUGCUGCUGCUGCUGCGUUGGCCACGAAGGCAGCUGCUGCGGCAGCAGGGAUCGCAGGUUCUGGAGCUGGAGGAGAUACUGCUGGAGCAGUUUGGGCAGCAGCUGGUGGUGCUGGAGGUGUUGGUGGUCUUGGUGAAACUGCUGGCCUUGGAGGAGCUGGUGGACUUGGAGGACUUGGUGGCCCUGGAGGAGCUGCUGGCCUUGGAGGAGUUGGUGGCCAUGGAGGAGCUGCUGGCCUUGGAGGAGCUUGUAGUCCUGGAGAAGCUGGUGGCCUUGGAGGAGUUGGUGGUCCUAAAGGAGUUAGUGGCCUUGGAGGAGCUGGUGGCAUUGGAGGAGCUGGUGGCCCUGUUGGAGCUGGUGGCAUUGGAGGAGCUGGUGGCCCUGUUGGAGCUGGUGGCCUUUGUGGAGCUGCUGGCUUUGGAGGAGCUGCUGGCCUUGGAGGAGUUAGUGGCCCUGGAGGAGCUGCUGGCUUUGGAGAAGUUAGUGGCCCUGGAGGAGCUGGUGGAAUUGGAGGAGUUGUUGGACCUGGAGGAGCUGCUGGCUUUGGAGGAGCUGGUGGCCUUGGAGGAGCUGGUGGCCUUGGAGGAACUGGUGGCAUUGGAGGAGUUGGUGGCCCUGGAGGAGCUGAUGGCUUUGGAGGAGCUGCUGGCCUUGGAGUUAGUGGCCCUGGAGGAGCUGGUGGCCAUGGAGGAGCUGGUGGCAUUGGAGGAGUUAGUGGCUCUGGAGGAGCUGGUGGCAUUGGUGGAAAUGCUGGCCAUGGAGGAGCUGGUGGUAUUGGAGGAGUUAGUGGCUCUGGAGGAGCUGGUGGCCUUGGAGGAGCUGCUGGCCUUGGAGAAGCUGCUGGCCUUGGAGGAGCUGCUGGCUCUGGAGGAGCUGCUGGCUCUGGAGGAACUGGUGGCCUUGGAGGAGCUGAUGGCCUUGGAGGAGCUGGUGGCCUUGGAGGAGCAGGUGACCUUGCAGGAGCUGGUGGCCUUGGAGGAGCUGGUGGCCUUGGAGGAGCUGGUGGCCUUGGAGGAGCUGGUGGCCUUGCAGGAGCUGGUGGCUUUGGAGGAGCUGGUGGCCCUGGAGGAUUCAGUGGCCCUGGAGGAUUCAGUGGCCCUGGAGGAUUCAGUGGCCCUGGAGGAUUCAGUGGCCCUGGAGGAGCUGCUUGCCUUGGAGGAGUUGGUGGCCCUGGAGGAUUCAGUGGCCCUGGAGGAUUCAGUGGCCCUGGAGGAUUCGGUGGCCCUGGAGGAUUCGGUGGACCUGGAGGAGUCGGUGGACCUGGAGGAUUCGGUGGACCUGGAGGAUUCGGUGGACCUGGAGGAGUCGGUGGACCUGGAGGAGUCGGUGGACCUGGAGGAGUCGGUGGACCUGGAGGAGUCUGUGGAACUGAAGGAUUUGGUGGCCCUGGAGGAGUUGGUGGUCUUGGAGGAGUUGCUGGCUCUGGAGGAUCCGGUGGCCCUGGAGGAUUCGGUGGCCCUGGAGGAUUCGGUGGCCCUGGAGGAUUCGGUGGCCCUGGAGGAUUCGGUGGCCCUGGUGAAUUUGGUGGCCCUGGAGGAUUCAGUGGCCCUGGAGGAUUCAGUGGCCCUGGAGGAGCUGGUGGCCCUGGAGGAGCUGCUGGCCUUGGAGGAGCUGCUGGCCUUGGUGGUCCUGGAGUAGUCGGUGGACCAGGAGGAGUUGGUGGCUCAGAAGGAGUUGGCGGCCCUGGAAGUGUUGGUGGCCCUGGAGGAGUUGGUGGCCAUGGAGGUGUUGGUGGGGCCAGAGGGGCUAAAGGAGCUACAGGAGCUGGAGGACCUGGUGGGGCCACUGGGUCUGGAGGAACUGGAGGUGAAGGAGCAGCUGGUGGAGCUGGAGGUGCAGGACAAGCUGGAGGUGCUAAAGGUGCUGGAGCUGGUGGUUUAAGAGGGGAAGGUGUUAAUGCAGGUCAAGGUGAUGGAGGUGAAGGUGGAGACCGGAAACACCAGAAAGCAGGACCUCUUGUACCUGAUGCUGUCACAGGUGGAGGUAGCCCAUCAGAUAAAGGACCUGGCAAGCCAACAGGGUCUGGAAAGGCAUCGGGUUCCAAAAAAACAGGUUCUGGAAGUCAAUCGGGUUCUGGUACCUCAUCAGGUUCAGGAGCUCCGUCUGGUUCUGACAAUGCAUCAGGUUCCGCAAAUACAUCGGGUACCGGCAGUGCAUCUGGUUCUGGCGGUGCAUCAGGUUCUGGGGAUCCACCAGGUCCCGGAAAGCCACCAGGUUCCGGAGGUCCAUCAGAUGGCACCGGUGAAGCUGCAGAAGAAGACAAAAAAGCUGAAGAUGAAAAGGAUAAGGAUAAGGAUAAGUCAGGUGAAGCUGGCAAGCGUUCAGGUCGCACAAAGGAUGGAUCACAGGUUCCAGAGACAGUUGUUGAUCCUGGUGUGCACUUUUCUACUGGGCUGGAUGACUGUAAAGCUAUCGUGGGAGAAUCAGUUGAACUGGUCUGCAAACUUAGCAGCGCUGAUGCAAAGGGAACCUGGUAUAAAGAUGGCACUGAGGUUACUGGCUCCACUGAGGGUAUGACCAUCAGCAAAGACGGAGCUGUUCAUAAACUGAAAAUUAGCAAAGUUGCAGAUGAAGUUGCUGGAAAAUACAAAUUUGAGGCUGAAGGUCGUAAAACUGAAUGCGUGGUUGUUGUUGAAGAUCCGCCAAGAUUCAAAGCCGCUGAUGUUGAAGAAUUCGCAAAGCCGGUUGUGAUCAAACAUAACCAAAAAGCCACCUUUAAAAUUCCAUUUAUCGGUCAUGAGCCAUUCAAAGUUCAAUGGUACAAAGAGGGCGAGGAGCUUACGCCAGACAACAACUGCAAGAUUGAAAUUUCCGAGAGCCACAGUCGUCUGCUUCUUAACAAACUGCAGCGUAAAGACACCGGGGAGAUAAAGGUCAAAGUCAAAAAUGAAUUUGGCACCACUGAAGCAAUCUCUAACUUAGUUGUACUUGAUAAGCCCACACCUCCACUUGGACCUCUGGAGAUCAUUGAGGCAACUUCCAACUGCGUUGAGUUCAAGUGGAGACCACCGAAAGACGAUGGUGGAUGUAAGAUUAAACAAUACAUACUUGAACGCAAUCAAAUCGGACGCAACACAUGGAAGAAGAUAGGCCAGAUUGGGGCUGAAGCCCACUACAAAGAUACUGAUGUUGACCAUGGCAGGAGAUACUGCUAUCGUAUCCGAGCCCAAACUGAUGAGGGCAUCAGUGAACUAAUGGAGACCGAAGAUGUUCAGGCUGGCACUAAAGAAUAUUCAGGUCCACCAUCUGCUCCAAAAAUCGUCAGUGCCUUCAAGAAAUGCAUUAACUUAACAUGGGCUCCCCCAGCCAAUACCGGAAGAAGCAAUAUUUUGGGUUAUAACCUGGAGAAACGCAAGAAGGGCAGCAACCUAUGGGGACCAGUUAAUCCACCAGACGAACCUAUCCAAGCAAAGAAAUAUAGCGUGACAGAUGUAGUCGAAGGAAUGGAAUAUGAAUUCCGUGUGUCUGCCGUCAACAUUUCCGGAGCUGGAGAACCAAGCGUUCCCUCUGAAUUUGUGAUUGCUAGAGAUCCAAAAAAACCCCCUGGUAAGGUCACUGAUCUUAAAGUGACAGAUUCCACCUACAACACCCUGUCCUUAUCUUGGACUAAACCAAAAGUGCAGCCAGGCAUUCAGGAUGAGCCCAAGGGAUACUUUGUUGAUAUCAGGCCUGCCGAGAGCCAUGAGUGGAAUCGAUGCAACUCAAACGCUGUCAUCACAACCUCCUACACUGUAAAGGGAAUGAAACCAUUGGGCAUGUAUUGGGUUCGAGUGUUAACCACCAACGAAGGUGGAGACGGUGAACCACAGGAGCUAAAGAACUAUGUUUUGGCAAUGCCACCUCCAGUGAGACCAAGAUUCACGGACGCUAAGAUAAAGAGCUUAAUGGUGGUCAAAGCUGGAAAUUCUGCACGAUUCAGCAUUAACUUUGUGGCAUCUCCAUUGCCUGAAGUCAUCUGGCUGAAAGAUGGCGUUCCAGUCUCUAAACGGGCCACAAUCAGCAAUGCCGAGGGAGGUUCUCAGAUUCUUAUCCCAUCUUCAGAACGUCCUGAUUCAGGAAUCUACACGAUCAUAGUCAAGAAUGUUGUGGGACAAGAGACCCUUAGUGUCGAGAUAAGGGUCACAGAUGAACCCAAGCCCCCCGGUCCCGUGGAGCUGGAUGAGAAUGUGCCAGGCACCGUGACAGUUUCCUGGGAACCGUCACCAGAUGAGAAACGCGAUGAUCGCCUAUAUUACGUAGUGACCAAGAGAGACUCCAGCAAGAGAUCCUGGCAAACCGUAGCUGACCGCAUUUUCAACAACCGUUUUACAAUCUGUAACAUCGUUCCAGGCAGAGAGUACCAAUUCCGUGUCUACUCCAAAAACGAUAUCGGCCUGUCUGACCCAUCCGAUUCUGCAAAGUGGCUUAUCCCAUGCAAGAAAGAAAAGUUCACACUGGACAUGCCGAAGUCUAAGACUUGCAACUUUGAAAGGCCUCCAAAGUUCAUGGUUCCACUGAAAAUCCACGCGGCACCGCAAGGCUAUGAGUGCUUUAUGAGCUGCGCUGUAAGGGGCGACCCAACGCCCCACAUCACCUGGUAUCGCGACAACGUCAGCCUCAACACCAACACCAACUACCUCAUCACUAACACCUGUGGAGUGUGUUCCCUGCUCAUCCUCCGAGUCGGACCCAACGACACAGGAGAAUACAAAAUCACUGCAGAGAACCCGUUGGGAAGAGCUGAGUGCUCUACUGUUCUCACGGUCAGAGAAUGAAACAACACCACAAGAAGAUUAUCAAAACAUGCCGCUUGGAAGCCAUAAUUUUUACUUUUUUAAUGGAUUUAGGUGUCUUUAUAGAAGUACAGUCUUAAAUUCAGAAUAGCAUAUUUACCGUACAUGAAACAUGUACACUUGACUAUCUUGUGGCCUUAAAUAUCCCGUUCUUUCUGUGAUUUUGAAGCUUUGAUUGUGUUUACAGUGCGCAAUAUACAUAAACACCGUAUUUUUCACACAAUUUACUUAUCUGUAUACCCCUGUUUCACUGUCCAAAAAACGGGCUGAUGUCUUCCUUGUUCAGAAGUCCCUCCUUCAGAAAUACGUAUCGAGUUCUGAUUGUGUAGUUUGUUUAGUGUGUUGUGAUUCGACAGCAGCUUAGCUUAGCAGAGCCGUUUGAGCUUAGCUGGCGACUGACGUAUUCCUGUGGGCGGAGUUUAAUCAAAUACUCUUAUUUUGAUGUCAUUCAACCAGGAAGUAUACGGCUGUAGUUCAAACCGGCCGUUCGCUGUAGGCUUCGAAUUGGUAAUUCUGUUUAAGAACUAUAUCACCUGGCAGUGAACGUUGAGCUUUAUCAUUUCCCAGGUAUUAAUUAUGCUCUAACAGCAAUAUUACACACUAACUAAAGUUUGAAAAAUGGGAUCAGGAAGAACGUGAUCUUUAAAGGGGACAUAUCAUGAAAAUCUGAAUUUUCCAUGUUUAAGUGCUAUAAUUGGUUCCCCAGUGCUUUUAUCAACCUAAGAAAUGUGAUGAAGAACAACCCAGUAUCUCUGCAAGCACAUGAAAAAAUAGCUUAUUGAAAUUUGGCUCCCCUUGUGAUGUCAGAAGGGGAUCUUAUAAUGCCGCCCCUUAAUCUGUACUAUCCAACCAGGACACUGGCAAUUAGUGCAGUGAUGAGCUCAUUUGCAUUUUAAAGGACACUUUAACUUCACAUACGCACUCUGGGGACAUCAAAGAUUUAUUUUACAUCUUUAAAAAGUCUUGUGAAAUGUCCCCUUAAAAAACGAUAGAAUGAAAUGCAUGUUAAAGAUUGUUUAUCAUUAUACUGUGAAUUGCACUAAAUAUUUUCAGUAGACAAACUGUACUGCACUAGUGCUGGUAUAUGAUUAAUUCAUAAUUUAGUUUGACAAAGAUUUUAUUUGAACUUAUUUCAGGCUUUGUGAUUUCUCUGUCAUUGUAUGAAACUUAAUUUAUUUAUUCGUGCUUUUUGUUAUUUUUCUCAGCAUGUGCCCUGCUUUCGGACACUUUCAUAAAUGCAAUUGCACAAUAUUACUGAAUUGGGAAAUGAAUUAUGUAAACUGUUCGAUUUCCUCGCCUAUAUUUUCUCAUUCUUGCUUGUACGGAAAUGCUAAGGAAACUGAAUACUGAGUCUGAAAGAAAGAAACUCUGUAAGAGCGUUUGCAAAGAUUUGCUUUAUCGACAUUAAAGGUUUGGUAUUAAUAAAAUAUUUAAGUUUA